CUUCCAAAAGCCAGUUCGGUAACAAAAGCAUCAGGUUCCAGAACAUGCAAAGCAGCCACAAUAAAUCCUUCGACUUAGCCAAGGCUCCAGCCCAGUUCAGCUUGGCGAGCUCUCCACGAACGAUGAAGCCAGCUAGAAGAGUCAAAGAGUGCAAGUCGCAGCUCUAAGGAGCAACAUCAGGUUUGUUCCCGACCAGCUCAAGAGUCAUGGGUCUUAUUUAGGAGUCAAGAGCCGAGUCUUGAAGGAGUCUGUUGACUUGUUGAAACUCAUACACAACACUCAGCUUAAAACGGAGAAGGAAAGGCUAAAGAGUAAGAAACAUUCUGAGUGUUCUCAAGAUCCUCCUCCCGUUCAAAUACUGAACUAAGGAAGACGUUAUUAAAGAGGAACUGAUCCAGUACAGGUCUCUUACAAAAUCCCUUCUUGAAAAGAUAGAUCAACUAGAAGCCAAGGUGAGUGAGCUUAGUCAUCAAAACUUCCUAUAUUCCAUUGAGAAUGCGGGUUCUAAAUCAGAAGCAGUAGAGGGUAUCAAAAGUAAACUUGUUCAACAACAUGAACAAAUGACUCAAUUGAAAUUCAGCCAUGGCUUGGUUGUCAAACAAUAUGAGCAACAGCUUGAAUCCAAAGAUGCUGAGAUAGCUUCUCUUUGAGAUAAAAUUAAUGAACUUGAACAAAGUCUUAAAGAUAAUAGUUUUAAAGAUGGCAAGGUAGAAUUUAAAUUUUUAGAUAUGACUACUUUUAUAAAUAAAUAUGAAGAUAAUGAAAAACAGAAUAAGGAAUUGAUUGAGGAAAAGCUAAAUCAACUUGAAGCCCAAAGGCAUAGCGAUCUGAGAAUCAUCGAGUCUUUAGAGCUUAAAGUUAAACUGAUCCCUCAGUAUAAAGAACAGAUCGAAUCCCUUAAACGUAAAAUAAAUCUGUAUUUAAACAAAGAGACUGUAAAUAAAGAUAGAGUGAGGAGUGUAAAUUUGUACUCUCUUGUAAAAAAAUAUGGUGAAUCCUACGCCUAAAAUUAAAGACGUAGCAAAGAAUCCUCCCAAGGUCAAAAUAAAAUCAAAAUCGAUACAUAUGACAUCAAAGAAAAGACAGAGCAUGUUGAAUGGAGAUAAAGAUACUCUACAAUCGAAGGCUUCAGAGAUGGUUCCUAAAACUUUCAAGAGAGCAACUACUCUUUACCACGGGUUUGAUGCUACCAGAAAGAUUAUAUCCCAAAAUAUGGACAAGUCUGGGAAGACUGAUAAUUCUCAGAAAGACCAAAAGCCUACUAGGAAGGGUCAUAAGGAAUUCUCUGAGAUCAAACCCUCAGGGAAGUUCGAGCUUGAAGAAAAGUAUGUGGUUCCUCAACAAGAAAUAAGUGACUAUGACUCACAAGAUUGUAAGGACAUCCGAGACAAGUACAGUUUCAGAGAGAAGUAUGAAGAAUACAGGGCCGAUGAGCAGUAUAGUCUUAAUAAGCAGUUUUAA
Moneuplotes crassus is the source of this 1461-nucleotide messenger RNA. The record is from the annotation of a GenBank genome assembly. Lineage: Eukaryota; Ciliophora; Spirotrichea; Euplotida; Euplotidae.